AUGCGGCGAAAUGUGUCCCCUCCACAAAGACAGGGACCUAUGAAGGCAGUAAAGCCCUUUAUUUUGAAAAGUAGCCCAUCGAGAAGCCCAUCGUCACCAUGUAGCUUGACAUUGCAACGAAGAUCUCCAGUCACUGACAGCAGGCAUUCACCUGACAGAAGAUCUCCAGGACCAAGUUCACCAGGAUUUAAAGGUAUUCAAAGUGAAAGCAUGGUUUCUGAAUUUUGGCACUCUGCCAUGAUGACACCAGAAGACUGGCAUGUCGAGGUGAUUGAAAAUAAAGCAGAGAAGAAAAAGAAAAAGCACAGACGUUCAGCAUCAUUUGGGCAUGCUGAUAAAAAAUUAGCUUUGAACAGUAUACGACAGAAAUUACAAAAAACAAAGGACCAAGGAACAAAACAACGUUCCAGCCCAAUUCCAGGCAACCACAAUGCAUUACUACAAACCGCGCCUGCAGUUUUGAUGCGAUCUCCUGCCAUUGGUAUACACAUUCCCAAAACCUCCAUACCACGAUAUCAACGCAAUAGUGUGGAGGGACUCAAUCCAAGCCAGGCCAGGCAUAGUAUAGAGUCUGGCCAGUUAUGUAACCAGUCUCCCUGUGCAAGCUAUGUCAACGGUAUAGGAACAGGCUAG
Ruditapes philippinarum (Manila clam) is the source of this 633-nucleotide messenger RNA. Its product is annotated as protein FAM117B-like. NCBI's taxonomy places the organism in Eukaryota, Metazoa, Mollusca, Bivalvia, Venerida, Veneridae. Bases 1 to 633 code for a protein of 210 amino acids. The transcript has 4 exons. The record is from RefSeq and is a predicted model, not a curated record.